CGUGGAUAUCGAGGGACCAAUCCGCAUAUCCGCCGUAUCAUCGCGUAUAAAAUUGGCCAGCUUUGAGAAGAAGAAAACAUUCAGUGGCCCAAGACUCAAGUAUCAUGAAGCUGUCUUUCUUGGGUGCCCUUUCCCUUCUCGCCGCGUUUGCAUCUGCAAGCAGUAGCGAAAAAGUCGGUGCCCGCGACAGUGAACACAACAAUUGCAGCAAUCCUGCUGUCAGGAAAGAAUGGCGGUCUCUCACUGACGACGAAAAGGCCGACUGGAUUUCCUCCAUCAAGUGUUUGGCUCACAAGCCUCACAGUCCAAAGUUCAGCCCUACUGUCAAACCUGAUAACAUACCACCCGUGAACGAGAACAGUUCGUAUUGGGACGAUAUCUCUUACAUCCACAUGGACAUGAACUUCAAGAUCCAUUUUACUGGUCUCUUCCUACCCUGGCAUCGGUGGUAUAUGCACUCUGUGGAAGAAUCGCUCAGAGAGAUGUGUGGAUUUUCUGGGACUAUGCCGUACUGGGACUGGACGCGCGAUGCGGCAGAUUUCGAAGGAGCGACUAUUUUCGCUGAGCCCGAUCUCAAAAGCGGACUCGGAGGUUGGGGAGGUCCUGAAGAUGAUUAUCUUGUUCGUGAUGGCGGCUUCUCGUAUGAUUUUGACCUCGCCUAUCCCUCUCCACAUGGUCUGCGUCGCAACUACACCUUGCGGCCUUGGUUGUCCGACCAAUUUGCCGGCUUGAAUGUUAUUUUAGACCCUAGUCAGAUGGCGAACAUAUCUUUCACCGCCGACAAGAUCCAGGAACUAGUGAACGGUAGUGAAGGAGACUACGUAGGAUUCCAAUUCUCCUUUGAAGAUUGGGAGGCUGCUCAUGCCAGCGUCCAUGAAAUGACGGGAGGGGAUAUGGCUGGUAAUUGCCCCGCAAGCGCUCCCGCGAGUUGCCAACCGGGACCGCUUUGGGCUCCAAAUGAGCCGCUAUUCUUCCUCCAUCAUACCACUGUCGACAAAGUCUGGUAUGACUGGCAGAACAAAAGUCCCGCUAACAAGAACGCUUUCAAAGGUGGUUCUGUUCAACGUGUUGAUACCCGUGCCAUGUAUUUGGCGAAUCCGAACGGAGGCCCACCUGCCCUCACGCCCCAAUCUGUCGUCACCGGUGAAGGCAUAUAUGAUGAAUGGGUUAUUGAGGAUUACUUGAGCACUACAGCUGGGGCACUCUGCUAUGUUUAUGAGGAGUAGUCUCAUUCGAUUUUUAUUUAUUUAUUAGGAACGGAUUCAAACUUAGUUCAGUAUAAUCGAAA
Messenger RNA from Desarmillaria tabescens, 1288 nucleotides. Its product is annotated as Di-copper centre-containing protein. The record is from RefSeq and is a predicted model, not a curated record. The coding region runs from base 105 to 1226 and encodes 373 amino acids. Gene Ontology annotation, molecular function: oxidoreductase activity. The transcript is spliced from 10 exons. Lineage: Eukaryota; Fungi; Basidiomycota; Agaricomycetes; Agaricales; Physalacriaceae.